This is a messenger RNA of Bombyx mandarina (wild silkworm), 4602 nucleotides long. It is a transcript of the gene roq, whose product is annotated as RING finger and CCCH-type zinc finger domain-containing protein roquin. NCBI's taxonomy places the organism in Eukaryota, Metazoa, Arthropoda, Insecta, Lepidoptera, Bombycidae. Gene Ontology annotation, cellular component: cytoplasmic stress granule. Gene Ontology annotation, biological process: protein polyubiquitination; ubiquitin-dependent protein catabolic process; nuclear-transcribed mRNA catabolic process, deadenylation-dependent decay. The record is from RefSeq and is a predicted model, not a curated record. Gene Ontology annotation, molecular function: RNA stem-loop binding; double-stranded RNA binding; ubiquitin protein ligase activity.
CUUGAGGUUGCUGACGGAUCAUGUUUUGAAGUGGAUAGAAGUAUAAAGUGUUAUUUUUGUGAUGAGUGUACGUGUUAUUUAUAAGAAUGCCAAUUCAGGCGCCUCAGUGGACGGACUACCUAACCUGUCCGGUGUGCUGCCGAGAGUUCGGUGCUCCGCCCCGGAGUCCUAUCAGCCUCAGCUGCGGCCACACCCUCUGUAGGCACUGUCUGAUUCACCUUCAUCGGAAACAAUGCCCCUUCGACCAGACGAUCAUACAAGUUGAACCCGAGGAGUUGGUUGUGAACACGGCGCUGCUUCAGCUGGCGGGCUAUGCGCCACCUUCGCAGCCGUAUCAGCCGCCUUGUAUCAAGGCUCUCCCGGAGUCGGACAGGCAGGCGUACGACACUGUUAUACGCACCAUGGAGGAACUUGCUGUAUUCUUGAAAUGCUCCGGAAACGCCAAUAUGAGUGGCAACGGGAAUCGACUUUCGAGGCCUAUGCAGAGGAAGCUGGUAACGCUGCUGCAGUGUUCGAUAACAGACGAGGAAGGUCGGGGCAGGGCCGCACGGGCAGCCAGGUCUCUUGGUGAACGGACGGUCACUGAACUCAUACUUCAACAUCAGAAUCCGCAGCAGCUAAGCGCCAACUUAUGGGCGGCAGUGAGGGCGCGUGGUUGCCAAUUCCUUGGUCCUGCUAUGCAGGAAGAGGUGUUAAAAUUGGUACUCCUCGCACUCGAAGACGGUUCCGCACUCUCCCGAAAGGUACUAGUGAUGUUUGUGGUUCAAAGACUGGAGCCGCAUUUUCCGCAGGCCUCAAAAACAAGCAUCGGGCAUGUAGUGCAGCUUCUGUACCGCGCCUCAUGUUUUAAGGUAUCGAAAAGGGAGUCAGAUUCGUCGCUCAUGCAACUCAAGGAGGAAUUCCGUACGUACGAUUCAUUGAGGCGCGAACACGACGCUCAGAUAGUUCAGAUCGCCACCGAAUCAGGUUUGAGAAUCGCACCCGAUCAGUGGAGUGCUUUGUUGUAUGGCGACACCGCGCAUAAGAGUCACAUGCAGAGCAUCAUAGAUAAAUUACAGACGCCUCAGUCAUUUGCCCAAUCGGUCCAAGAGCUGUUUGUCGCGCUGCAACGUACCGGAGACCCGGAACAACUGGUGACAAUGAGCAUGCAUCUCGAUAAACUCGCAAACAUCGACGCCAACGCCGAUGCUAAAAGCCCAACAUGGAAGCAAAUGGCCGAUGUGAUGACGUCAUUAAAGGAGGUUGUGAUCGGACUGAUCAAUUACAUUCAGCAACAAGCGGCCGGAAAAGACAUGAACCAAGGGCAAAAGGAUCUACGAAACGAACCAUCAACUAGUCAAUCAUCACCGCAAGCCCGUACGACACCGACACCUACCCAGGGGAGGUACAAGAUGGCUAUGUGUAAGGAUGUUCUGAGAUCAUUGUGUCCGAGGGGAAAUUCAUGCAUGUAUGCACAUUCUGAAGAGGAACUAGAAAGAUAUCGAGCGAUGAUGGCAAACAUAAAUGGACACUUUCAGUUCAUGCCCGGGAUAGUAGGAGUGCCCGCUCUCCAGCAUGGACUGACGCCGAUGCAACCUGGCUUGGCACCGAUCCUACCUGGUCAGCCAAUACACAUAAUUCCCAACAUGUAUAAUCAAUUCGCGAUGCCACAACACGUCGACCCCUCUGCUUUCGGUGCCCAGUCCAUGCAGGGAAUGCCGCCUCAAUCGAUGCAGUCGCAAGGAAUCCAACCACAAUCAAUGCAAUCCCAGGGAAUCCAACCGCAAUCGAUGCAACCCCAAGGAACCACACUGCAAUCUAUGCAAUCCCAAGGAAUGCAACCUCAAUCGAUGCAAUCUCAGGGAAUCCAGUCACAAUCGAUACAACCCCAAGGAGUCCAACCGCAAUCGAUGCAAUCCCAGAGUAUCCAACCACAAUCAAUGCAAGCCCAAGGAAUCCAAACGCAAUCGAUGCAACCCCAGGGACUGCAAUCGCAGCCACAGGGAUUACGGCCCGUGCAGGCUGCCUCUGUGGAAAUGCCCGAACUGAUUGACCUGCAACAAAAUCCGAAUUUCGUUCAACAAAAUAUGCCGUCGGGUCCGCGUCGCAUCUACGAUCUUAACUCUGGCAAUCCGAACUUUAACUUCGCCCAGCAGUAUCAGCACCCUGAGUAUCCGACUUCGGUGUAUGGGGUGCCGGAAGGAUCCAACCAAAUGUACAUGCCGACGGCUUCUAACCUCUACCCCUUCGAAGACGGAGCAGCGCCAAUCCAGUCCCCGAUCGACAUCCGUUCUGAAUUGCGAUCCGACAUCCGCGUGAACAUCCCGGCUCCGCAGUAUCCUUCGAUGCAUCACGUCCCGAGGACCGAAGUGACCUGGCCAGUUGGGCCGAUGCCCCCGAUAUCCCAGAUGUCUCAAGGACAACAAGUGCCCCCCGGCCCACAGGUGCCUGUUACCGAUGUAUACGCUUUCGAAAAUAUCCGUGAUGCUCUGCCAACUGUAGCUCGCAGCUCGGCCCCUCUAGACAGGCGUUUCCCAUCCGAUAGACGCGUCGUAGGAUCCGAGCGUGGAGUACCUCCACCUCACCCGUCCUUUUUCGCGGACGGCGCCGAAGAUCAACUCGAAGAGGAGCUACUCGCUCUAGAGCGUCGCAUAGACACCGAAUUCAAAAGCGCUGAUUAGACUCCGGCGCCGGAAUACGUUCAAUGUCUGUCUCUGUGCAUUACUUUUGCGUUUUGUUCACGGCUUUGUACUUCUUGGAUAGAUAAUCGAAACAAAAUCACUAUUAACGAAAACAAUACAUUUCAUCAAAGCUUCAUGUUAUUUAAUACCCUAUCGAUCAAUCGAGAAAUUAUAUUAAUUAAAUGUAUAAAAGAUAUAACUGUCAAAAGUUUUUUAAUAAAAAAUAUGAUAAUAAUGAGAUCGUCCAUUGGGCACGCCUGGUCGUGGUUUUAUGCUAAUGAAUUUUAAACGGGUCGUAUUUUAUGUAAUUUAGUGUUUUAUUCUAUUAAAUUUUAUUUUGUUUGUAUUAUAGUAAUGACGUCCCAUUGUAUUAUACAUUCAGAAACGCGCAGUAUUAUUAAAUACAUAUGUAUAUGGUCACAGGGAACUACUUAGCCGUGAACAAUUUAUUUAUUUAUAAUUUUAUUUUCUUGCCGAAUGAUUUAAGUACUUAAUUUUUUUAAACUGAAUGACAAUCAAAUUAUUAUUGGCAUGUUGAUUUAGAUUUUAUUUCUUCAUUUAUUUGUAUUAAUACCAUCACUUGCUUAUAAUUACGGAGUAAAGAUAUACGCAUCUUAUAAAAUUGACAUGUAAAAUUAACACUCUUUUGGUGGGCUCACACGGCCCAUCUGGUGUUAAGUGGUUACUGGAGCCCAUAGACAUCGACAAAGUAAAUGCCGCCCCAUCUUGAGACUUGAAUUCUAAGUUCCAGUCUGAUUAGUCUAAGGUCCGUCUGCAAUAUUGCUACAUUAUUAUAAUAAAUAUAAUUAACACUCCUUUAUGAACUAGAUACAGUCUAGCUAUGUAUGUAAAGGAAUGUUUUAAUUUAAUUUUCACAAAUCCAAAAACUAUAGAUUAACUUGAAUAUGUAUUUGCACAAAAGGACCGUUGACAAAACAAUAGUUUUAUAACAUUUGAUUAAUAAUAUCAGACCAGUAACGCGGGAAUUAAAAAAAUAAAAUUAAGCUUUUAUUUCAGUUUGUACUAAAGCGUCUUUUUUUUGUUUUUAAACUUAUAUUUUACUUAAUUGAAAAUAACUCCGAAUUGAUUUUUCUCUCGCUACACAGUAUAAAAAUAGCAGUAUUAAAAAUCUAAUCAAGCUUAAAAUUCCAAUAGUGUCUUGACAACGCAAGUGAUGGUAUUUAAAUAAAUUGUGCUCACAUUAUUACAAUAAAGACAUGCAAUUUAAUUUUAUGAAAUUUUUUAUAUGAUGUUUUAGAAUGUAUUAUUAUUCAAUUUUUAAUAGAGACGAUAUGAAAUAAUAUUAUGGAGUAUUCCGAACUCUGUUUAUUUAAAUUUUGUUUUAUCAAUGUGAUUCUAAAUGAUUUUAACACUAGACUACAAAUUACAGAUUUAUAUCGAAAAUGAUUUUAAAACUGGACAAAAAAAAAUUUUUUUUUUGAUUUUUGCUUUGAUUUCUGUCUCUGCGCUUACUUUUUUACUAACUUUACUAAAACCGUAGGAACACUCGAUAAAAAAAUAAUUGUAUCAUUGUGUAAUAGUAUCACCGACGUGCACAAAUUUAAAAAGAUCAAUAUACAGGGUGUAAAUAGUUCGUUCUGAAAUUCGAAGCCGGAUUAAAGUAAAUAACUGAAAACGAUAUUAUUUUAUUAAACCGACCAUAAAUACGUGAGGUAUUUAUUGAAUUUCUACGAAACCAUUUGCUGGAUAGUCUCGCUUUCCCCGGACAAGACAGUUUUCGCGCCUGCUUUUUUAAAAAAAACGUUGAAUUUCUAAUACAUUUUUUCCCCUACCUAAUCGUUGGUAGCUUAAGCAUCUAUUCCGACUGUGGACCGGUAGGGUGAGUGGGGAUAUGUAGGGGUAGGUGAGCUUUUUUUUAUUUAUUGCUCAAGUGGACGAGCCACGGCCCACCUGGUGAUAAGCGGUUACCGGAGUCCAUAGA